This is a messenger RNA of Aspergillus lentulus, 2280 nucleotides long. Its product is annotated as grainyhead-like protein. Gene Ontology annotation, molecular function: DNA-binding transcription activator activity, RNA polymerase II-specific; RNA polymerase II cis-regulatory region sequence-specific DNA binding. Gene Ontology annotation, cellular component: nucleus. Gene Ontology annotation, biological process: regulation of transcription by RNA polymerase II. The record is from RefSeq and is a predicted model, not a curated record. NCBI's taxonomy places the organism in Eukaryota, Fungi, Ascomycota, Eurotiomycetes, Eurotiales, Aspergillaceae.
AUGUUUAGCAACAGAAAAAAUUCCCAGAAGCCAGACGACGAGUUCAUUCAACGAUUUCAGAAAACUUUCUCAGAGGUAGUCCCCUUAGGCUCGCAAUGCAACGCCCCCGGUUUGGGGCAAGUGGCUGGCAACCAACCUAUCACUCCGUCUAGGCUCAUGGAGAGUGAUGGUGUCAAAGUCAACGACACUACACCGCGCGCCGCACAAGACUUGCGAUUUACACCUUCCUUUGUCGACCCGAACUCUCUAUCCUACAUGAACUUCCCAGCCCAACAGAAUGGGUAUUACACACCGAAUUCGGGGGGUUUGGGGCCAGUGUUCCAUAGCCAAGCUGGAGACCUACACACACCCGGCAUGAGCAUGAUCACACCAAUGUCCCUUACCCAACAAAUUCCCGGCCCAAACUUAAGCGCUGGGGGCCAGGCAUUUGGCCUGGACCACUAUGAUCAACACUAUAUCAAUCCGCAUUUUCACAACCCACAGGCAUUCGCCCCACAAGCAUCUUUCGCGCCCAGCGCAUUUGUUCACCGCGAUUCAGGAUACGAUGCUAUGGAUGAGUCUGUGGAUGAAUUGUCGCUAAAUGAUGUCGAUAUGCGGGGAAAUACAUCCCAGUUUGCCGCUUCGACCACACAUGAUCUUUCAGAAUCUCCAGGAUCUAGUGAGAAUUUCCGAUAUCAUGUCACAUUGCGUGCUCCAACUGCUAUGAUCAAGCAUCAGAACGAAAUUCCCAUUUCAUAUCUAAACAAAGGACAGGCUUAUUCAGUUUCUGUCGUCGACUCAAACCCGCCGCCCAUGACGGGUCAGCCGGUAAGAUACCGCACGUUCAUCCGCGUCUCUUUUCAAGAAGAGGAGCAGAGAUCAAAGCCUGCUGCUUGCUGGCAAUUAUGGAAGGAGGGACGUGGCUCUAGCGAGGCGUAUCAGCGAGGCGGCAAGCUCCAGGCGGUUGAAUAUGUCGAUCCGAUCCAAGGAGGCAUUGAAGACCACAAGCAGCGGCAAAUUCAACUGGAGAGUGCAUCGUUCGAUGGAUUUUGUGUCACGUGGACUGCCAAUCCGGCGACUGGAGUACCUGAAUGCGCCAUCUCCGUUCGAUUCAAUUUCCUAUCCACUGAUUUUAGCCAUUCCAAAGGUGUCAAAGGCAUUCCCGUUAGGCUUUGUGCUAAAACGGAGAUGAUUGGUGCAGAUAGCGCAGAUCCUCGCGAAGCCGAAGUAUGCUACUGCAAAGUCAAGCUUUUCCGUGACCAUGGAGCGGAGCGGAAGCUGUCUAACGACGUCGCUCAUGUGAAGAAGACCAUUGAGAAGCUGCGUCAGCAGAUCGCUCAGGCCGAAAUGGGUGCAGGCAAUUAUGGCAAGCGGAAGCGAGCUGGUAACCCUAUCUCUCUGAAGGGUUCUGACCAUCGCCCUGCGAAGAUCUCCAAACACAAGAGGACGUGGUCAAUGAGCUCACAGGAUGGCGAGAAACUGUCCGUGGAAGAUGAUCUUCAUGCAAAGUUAGCAAUGAUGCAGGACAUGUUCACUUCCACUCGGCCAGUGAGUAUUCUCGGACUUCGGGGCGACGAACAAGACGAUCCGGAUCUAUAUCCUGUGAUCUUACCUGGCGACUCAUUUGAUCAGGUCAAGAAGGAGGGCUCAGCGAAGCCCGGUGACCCUCGUCUUAGUAUCGAUGCCUCUGCUUAUACUCUGUCACCUACCAGCAGCAAUGUCUCGAUCAACUCGCCCUGCCAUCCCCCACUGCUUCAGCAGCAUGGACGUUUCUACGAUUCCGGUUACCAGGGAUCAAUGGGCAAUUCAAGGGACAAUUCGCGACCUAGUUCCGAAUUCUCUGGAGAAAAGAUGAUUCUCAAGCAUCCAGUCAAAGUGCAGAGAAUCUCCGGAGGUUCGAAUCUUCCAAUGGGAUACAUCGAAGCUGUGGAUAUCGAUCCCACCUAUAGACCACCUGCGGAGCGUCCUCAAAAGCCGAUUGCAUGUUUCUACAUUCGCUUUCCACGGACUAACCAAAACGGCGAUGAUUAUUACCGUGCAGUCUAUCUGACCGAGCGAACCGUUCGUGAUCUGAUGGAAAAGAUUUCGAUGAAGCAGAAGAUCGAUCCACAGCGUAUAGUACGCGUUCUGCACGUUAAGGAAAAUGGCCUCAAAAUCAUGGUUGAUGACGACGUGGUUCGUGAGUUGCCCGAUGGCCAAGAUAUGGUUGUCGAGAUUUCAGAAGCAUCAGUGUUCGACAAUGCAGUGGCAAACAGUUCUGAUCACCUAAACCCCGCGGUGGAGGUCAAAUUGAGCUACUGA